Molecule: messenger RNA, 1071 nt
Organism: Nymphaea colorata (pocket water lily)
Lineage: Eukaryota; Viridiplantae; Streptophyta; Magnoliopsida; Nymphaeales; Nymphaeaceae
Exons: 6
Coding region: 1-1071 (356 amino acids)
Source: RefSeq, a predicted model, not a curated record
AUGAGUUUCCUAACCAGGCAUUUGCCUCUGCUUUUGUGGUACAGUGUCUUCUUGUUCAUGGGCCAUUGCUUGGCGAUAGAAGGUAGGAAGAGAAAAUAUUACCCUGAAGAGCCCCCUGUCAAGAUCAUCGUGGUUGGAAUUAGAAGUGAAAGUCCACUUUUGAUUGAUGCUUUUGCCCUCUGCGUCACUUUGAACAACGGAGACGUGAUCGAUUGUGUAGAUUUUUACAGUCAGCCUGCCAUGAAACACCCUUCUAUUAGAAGGAACCCCCAGUUGAGAGCAGAACUUCUACCACAUCGAGUAAAAAUAAUGGAGGAUAAAACUCGUGAGCCGACACAUGACAAUUUGGAAGGAAUUGGCCCGAAAAUGGAGAGCUGCCCACCAGGAAGUGUUCCAUUUCUCAAGGCCACCAAGGCAGGGUCGCUCAAUCUCAGUGCUAUCAAUGAUUUCAAAGGAUCAAGUACCCAGUUCUUUCACAAAACCAAAGCCAUAAAAGUGCAAAAAGAUAAGGAAGAGGAACAUGAGUAUGCAGUGAUGAUGUUAGAAGAUGGAGAGUAUACAGGAGCUGAGGGAACUAUUAAUAUUUGGGCUCCCAUUGUUCACAACCGCCUUGAAAUAAGUGUAUCACAAAUUUGGGUCGUACGAAAUCUUGGUGAAGAACAUAUUGCAACACUUGAAGCUGGUUGGAUAAACAAUUAUGGAAAUUGGGACGUUUUCGUGGAUGACCACCUCAUCGGAUUUUGGCCAAGUCAAAACUACGACGACGGCUUCCCCCUGGCCAACGAGAUUCAAUGGGGAGGAGAAAUCGUGAACAAGCGGAGCAGGGGACGGCACACGAGGACGCAGAUGGGCAGCGGCCAUUUCUCCGGUGAGUACAUAGGGGUGUCUGCUUACAUCACGCACAUGGCCUUCUUCGACGAACACAACCGAUACUCUGACGCCCCCACUGAGCUCCGGCCAAUCGUCGACGAUCCUGGGUGCUACGACGCAACAUAUUGGGCACAUAAUGCAGAUUAUGGAUCCCACAUGACUAUGGGAGGACCUGGAUAUGAUGAGAGCAAUUGUCCUUGA